AUGCAGUCAACAGACUCUGGCGAAGCCUCCAGACAGCAAGGCUCAGGAAUUUAUAAUUCCUGGAGUAAAGGCCAAUUAGAAUUGUGUGGGAAAAAGGUGAAGAAAGAAUCUGAACGACAGAAGGGCCAAGGUCGCAAGGCUCAGCCACCAGUGAGGGGCCCGAGGCUGCGCACAGUGAUGUGGGUAGAGCAGCCUGAGGACACAGAGGCUUCGGUGCAGGGAACCAUCUUCCCGGCUCCCAAUUUCAACCCCAUGAUGGACGCCCAAAUGCUGGGGGGAGCACUCCAGGGAUUUGGCUGUGACAAGGACCUGUUGAUCGACAUCCUGACCCAGCGCUGCAACGCCCAGAGGCUGGUGAUCGCCGAGGCCUACCUGAGCACCUUUGGCCGGGACCUGGUUAGUGACCUGAAGGAGAAGCUUUCCGAUCACUUCAAGGAGGUCAUGGUGGGCCUCAUGUACCCACCGCCCUCCUACGAUGCCCACGAGCUCUGGCACGCCAUGAAGGGAGCAGGCACUGAUGAGAAUUGCCUCAUUGAUAUAUUAGCUUCAAGAACAAACGGAGAAAUUUUCCAGAUGCGAGAAGCCUACUAUUUGCAAUACAGCCGCGACCUGCAGGAGGACAUUUACUCAGAGACCUCGGGACACUUCAGAGAUACGCUGGUGAACUUGGUCCAGGGAACCAGGGAAGAAGGGUACACGGACCCUGCCACGGCUGCCCAGGACGCCAUGGUGCUGUGGGAGACCUGCCAGCAGAGGACAGGGGAGCACAAAACGCUGUUGCAAAUGAUCCUGUGUAACAAGAGCUACCAGCAGCUGUGGCUGGUUUUCCAGGAAUUUCAAACUAUUUCUGGGCAAGACAUAGUAGAUGCCAUUAAUGAAUGUUAUGAUGGAUCCUUUCAAGAGCUGCUAGUUGCAAUUGUUCUCUGUGUUCGAGACAAACCAGCCUAUUUUGCUUACAGAUUAUAUAGUGCAAUCCAUGACUUUGGUUUCCAUAAUAAAACUGUGAUCAGGAUUCUAAUUGCCAGAAGUGAAAUAGACCUGAUGACCAUAAGGAAACGAUACAAAGAGAGAUACGGGAAGUCCCUCUUCCAUGAUAUCAAACAUUUCGCUUCAGGGCAUUACGAGAAGGCUCUGCUUGCCAUCUGUGCCGGUGAUGCUGACGAUUACUAAGUAAAA
Molecule: messenger RNA, 1176 nt
Organism: Balaenoptera acutorostrata (minke whale)
Lineage: Eukaryota; Metazoa; Chordata; Mammalia; Artiodactyla; Balaenopteridae
Gene: ANXA10
Product: annexin A10
Exons: 13
Coding region: 1-1170 (389 amino acids)
Cellular component (GO): cytoplasm
Molecular function (GO): calcium ion binding; calcium-dependent phospholipid binding
Source: RefSeq, a predicted model, not a curated record